This is a messenger RNA of Daucus carota subsp. sativus, 671 nucleotides long. RefSeq names its product histone H2A.6. Gene Ontology annotation, cellular component: chromatin; nucleosome. Lineage: Eukaryota; Viridiplantae; Streptophyta; Magnoliopsida; Apiales; Apiaceae. Gene Ontology annotation, molecular function: DNA binding; structural constituent of chromatin; protein heterodimerization activity. Gene Ontology annotation, biological process: heterochromatin formation. The coding region runs from base 97 to 504 and encodes 135 amino acids. The transcript is spliced from 2 exons. The record is from RefSeq and is a predicted model, not a curated record.
CCUCUCUCAUCUACAACCACACACACAAACAUCUCAAAUUUAAUUUGAAUCCCCAUCUCGUCACAUUUUCAUCCUCGAUAUUCCUUUAAUAUUCCGAUGGCCGGAAGAGGAAAGUCACUGGCAGGAAGCGGCGGCGCAAAGAAAGCCUCCACCUCUCGCAGCAGCAAGGCCGGCCUUCAAUUCCCCGUCGGUCGUAUCGCUCGUUUCCUCAAGGCCGGCAAGUACGCCCAGCGUGUCGGCGCCGGUGCUCCUGUUUACCUCGCUGCCGUUCUUGAAUACCUCGCCGCUGAGGUUUUGGAAUUGGCUGGGAACGCGGCCAGAGACAACAAGAAGACGAGAGUGGUGCCGAGGCACAUUCAAUUGGCGGUGCGAAAUGAUGAGGAGUUGAGUAAGCUGUUGGGAGCGGUUACGAUUGCUAAUGGUGGAGUUAUGCCCAACAUUCAUGCUAAUUUGUUGCCCAGGAAGGCUUCUUCUGCUGCUUCCAAAGGCGGUGAUGAAGAUUAGAGUUCGCAACUUUGUGCUUUUAGGUCUUAUUACUCGUUAUGUAAGGAUAGGAUUAGGUCAUGUGUAGAUCGACGGUUCGUAGUUUGAUUGUUCAUUGUCUAUUAGUAAUUUUUACCAGGUUGUCGUUCUAGUUUCUUUAAAUCAAUCAAAUAUUGCUUCUAUUUUGA